This is a messenger RNA of Dentiscutata heterogama, 238 nucleotides long. The record is from the annotation of a GenBank genome assembly. NCBI's taxonomy places the organism in Eukaryota, Fungi, Glomeromycota, Glomeromycetes, Diversisporales, Gigasporaceae.
UAAUUUUAGCAUAUUGAAGUUUGUUGAUGUUGAAGAUAAUUUCAUUUGUGAUGAGUUUUUUCACAGCUUUGAGAAAGGGGUUACAUGUGAGCCAUACUCCCAAAUGGCGGAAGAUGUCAUUAUAUUUGAUAUUAGUAAUAAGAGUAAAGAGUUAAGAGAUAAUGAAUUAUCUCUAGCGACAGUUGAGGGUGAUGUAGGUAAAGUAGGAAUAGAAAGAGGAUUAGAUGAGUUGUUUGUA